This is a messenger RNA of Xenia sp. Carnegie-2017, 1718 nucleotides long. RefSeq lists its product as uncharacterized. Lineage: Eukaryota; Metazoa; Cnidaria; Anthozoa; Malacalcyonacea; Xeniidae. The record is from RefSeq and is a predicted model, not a curated record. The transcript is spliced from 4 exons. Bases 258 to 929 code for a protein of 223 amino acids.
ACUGAAGUGAAAUUUUGGGUAUCGAUUUUUUCCUAUAAUCAAAUAGUUCUAUCUUUCCUGAUCACUUUGGUAUAAUUUUUAUGCAUAUUGAAGCACGGGAUCAUCAAUAAAUUUUUGCUCAAAGUUGGGUUACGCGUGCGAAUUUUUACUCCUGAAAUAUUAUACGGAUGUGACGUAAUUAAAAGGACGGAAGUCGAAGUAUGAGCAUUGAUUUACUAGUAUUUUGUUAGAUUUUUAACACAUAUACACAAUAAAAUAUGAGUUCUUCAAGCAGUGAAAGCGAACGCAGUUCGGAUACUGAAAACUCAGAUAUAGCAAAUGAAAAUUUACUUUCGAAUUCCGGCGAUGAGGAUACAAUUGUGGCUAAUUCAGUUGUAAAUCCUUACGAAAAUGAACCUCUUGCGAACGCAGUCGGAGAGAAUUUUGUGUCGGUCGAAGAAGACGCAGAUGGCUUAGAACCUCGAACAUUGGAAGCGAGGUUCGAAGGAACCGUUCAGUUAGAUAAGUGGUGUGCAUGUAGCUUGUGUCGUACUCAACUGCUGACAGAUGCCAUUGAAUACCGUUGUUGUCUAGAGGUUGGGCCUACUUUACAUAAACUGGUAUUCGAUGGUAGCAUUGAAAAAAUUAGCUGUGUUACUCUUCACGAAGAGUACACGAUUAUGACACAUGCUACAGUCUUGAAGAAUGUUGGCUCACUUCUAAGAGACCAAGAUGGAAGGUCAUACAAGUGUCGUAGAAUACAUGAAAAUGAAUACUUGAGAGCAGUUGCAUACCGUUGGGUCAUUCGAUGGCUGUGUGGAUGCCUUGGUUGGGAAAAUUCUAGACCAUUAGCUCCAUGUAUCUACACAGACAUCCGAAAACGAUUUCCAUUACGAAAUCCCCUAGGCCAAGAACAUGCUGGCUACAAGUCAGCACAGGAAAGAAACUGAUAGAAAAUGCACUGGCCAUACCUAUUAUACAUGGUAGCAUGAACAACUUACAUGUGGGAAACAAUGGUGUUGAAGAUAGUUGUUUCCUAUCCAAAUGCCGUUGGAUUUCAACUUGCUCUUGUUUUGGCAGCGGUUCUGGUGAAUCCUCUCUAACUGGUUCACUAUCAACGCUUUCUGUCGUGUUACACUCGUCAGAAUUCCCUUCAUCAUCAGUAUGUUUAACAGCAGGUUCAACAUCUUUUACACUUCGUGUUACUUCACGCAACACCUGUUGAAGAUAAUAAGACACAUUUACAUGCAUUUCCAGGUUGUGCAUACAAACUUGUGUAAUUUAACUUGUAUAAUUUUGUACUUACAACUCUGCGGUCGCGAUUGCUCUUAUCACCUUGGAUUGAAAUGCCUUUUACAGAGUCUAUGGUUGGAACAGCAUCAGAGCGCAAUUGUCGUCUCAUGUUUAGCGAUUUUGCAACUGUUGCGUUCACGGUGAAUGCAGAAUCUGCGAAAUGUAUUGAACAUAGCACAGAGUACUGCUGAGGAACGAAUUUUGGCCUAUGUCUCCUAACAAAUUUUGUCCAUUUACUCAGCCUCUCCUUGUCAUUCAUGGGGAAACGAUGUACUGAGACACCCUCUGUGUGUUGACUGUUUGUACAACUUUUUCCGUUGGGCCAACCAGCAACACAAUAUUGUCCUCCUCGACGAUUUUUUUGCAGAAUUUUGCCUACUCGCCAUAUUUUAACUUGCGGUGUAUCGUUACGUUUGACUAACUUAAUAAAAAAAUUAUUCUCCUUA